AUGGAAAUUACGAGUAGGCUGAAUAAAUUGGAUAUAUCUCAAAUUACGGGUGAUACUGUCGACGAGUUUGAGAUUGAGAUCAAUGAGCAAACUAGCCUCUUGGAAAAAGAAUUGGAAAAUGAGACGCUAAAAAAGCGGGAUUUAACUAAUGAAAUUAAUAUGCUUCAUGCUCAAGUUUCUGAGCUGUGGGAUCGGGUGGAUAAAGCACGACGUCGAGAGACUGACAUCUCUUAUCGUGUUAUCGCUUGGGCCCAACACUUGGCUCAACAAAUGAAUAAUUCAAAACUACGAAAGGAGAAGCUUGGAUUCACUGUAGAUUCAUCGGCGACGUUGUCGUCGGACAUUAUGAAGGAUUUGGACAAGCUCAACGAAAAACGAGACAACGUACAGAAGAUGAGAGAUGAGAUUGACACCAGAAGGCAUUUGCACAAGAAUCAAUUGCGACGCGCUAGGAAUGAAAUGAAGGAGGAGGAGCUUCAAAUCAAAUACUGGAAUGCGGUGGCUUCUGAAGUGGAGAAGGCGUUGGCCCAGUUGAAAAUUCGAAAAGACAAUUUGAUAAAUUUUGAUGAGGAUGACGAUGCUGAACAACCUCAGAUGGGAACUCGAGCUGACAAAUCAUUAGGACUUUUAGCCAAACGUUUUAUUCGAAUGAUUCAGCAAUCACCAUACGGGCGUUGUGAUCUGAAUACGGCUGCUGAAGCAUUAAAUGUUCGACAAAAGAGGCGUAUUUAUGAUAUCACGAAUGUAUUAGAGGGUAUUGGUCUCAUCGAGAAGCGCACGAAAAACAUGAUUCAAUGGAAAGGAGGCGAUUUCAUGAUUUCUAAUCGAAAAGAUGGCCGGCGGGCUCCGGCCACUAGCGAGGAGGAAAAACGCAUGAACGUUUUAAAACGAGAUAUUGACCAGUUGGAACGCGAUGAACGGAUAAUAGACGAUCACCAUAAAUGGCUGUUGCAGUCCUUGCGAAAUGUGUUUGAAACUGAAGCAAAUUGUAAAUUCGGCUAUCUACCUGGACCAAAAAUAAUCAGUCUCAUACCAAAUAGGCAAAUUUUUGGAAUGCAAACCAAAAUAGGAACACAGGUCACUGUGGGGACACCAAAGUAUGACGAAAUAAUAACGAGCGAUGUGAACCUUGGAAAUCGGUGGAUGUACGUCAAAUCUCAAACUGGGCCACUUCAUGCCGCAAUAAUGAAGGGUGAUGUGAAGGUAGAUGGUGUUAUGAGGAGAGCAGAUCCUGAACUCAAAACUCUUCGACGAAUGGAUGGAUUAGAUGUCGAUCCGCAACAACCUCAUACUGAAGAAACCGGGUUAGAGCAAAUACUUGAAGGUGACGAAUUUAGCGAAGAGCAAUUGAGAAAUCGAUUGAACAAGGAUAUGGAGCAAGCGCAAAAUGUGAAUGAAACAUUGAAAGAACCAGAAAUACCUGAUAACAUUGGAAAUAUCUGUGAAAACGAGGAACAAUACACAACAAUGUUUGUGAAUGAAACCAAUGAAGGAAGUCAGGAAAAAGAUGAUCAGCGUCAUCAUCAACACGAUGUUAACACGAUUAUGAUGCGGACAAUAUCACCGCCGCCAGUGAGUAGCGACUACAUCUUCUCAUCAUCGCGCAACGGCAACACAUUCGAUUCAGUCAUCGAUGUCUACGCCGACUAA
Caenorhabditis bovis is the source of this 1650-nucleotide messenger RNA. Lineage: Eukaryota; Metazoa; Nematoda; Chromadorea; Rhabditida; Rhabditidae. The record is from the annotation of a GenBank genome assembly.